Molecule: messenger RNA, 5104 nt
Organism: Pelobates fuscus (common spadefoot toad)
Lineage: Eukaryota; Metazoa; Chordata; Amphibia; Anura; Pelobatidae
Gene: PHLPP2
Product: PH domain and leucine rich repeat protein phosphatase 2
Exons: 19
Coding region: 11-3991 (1326 amino acids)
Molecular function (GO): protein binding
Source: RefSeq, a predicted model, not a curated record
GUCUGUGAGGAUGGACGGACACACACCGGGCCCGGGGCAGCCGGGGGAGGGAGGGCCUGAGCCACCGCCACCCAGGGCAGCCGGGAUCCGGGUACUCAAGAGGAACAUGAAACGCAGCGGGAGCAGGAACUGCCUGAGCCAGAAGAGCUGCCUGGGAUCCCGGGAGAGAGAGUGGCUGAGGGAGGAUCCGAACAGGGGAUGUGUGUAUGUUUAUGCAGCAGAUCAGGCCAGCUCGGUCCCCGACCUGCACGUGGUUCUCUGCACAGUGGACACAUCGGCCCUUGAAAUCUGUGCUAGUGAGGGCAAAGAAGGCUUGUACGUACAGCUCAAUGGAGACCUGGUCAGGAAGCUGGACCCACAGGAGCGGCCGCUGCACAUGAUUUACACAUACCUGGCGGAUUUGGGUUUCCAGGACGCUUCACGGAUCCAGGAAGAAGCCGCAUACUCGGACCUCAGCUGCAUGAUCCGAUUUUACAGCGAGAAACCCAGUCCACUGGAGCAGCUGGACAGAAUUCUGCUGUCUGGAGUAUUCAAUGUGCGUAAAGGCAAAACACAACUGCACAAAUGGUCUGAGAGAUUGGUGGUCCUCUGUGGAACAUGCUUAAUUGUGUCUUCCGUGAAGGAAUGUCAGACGGGAAAAAUGCACAUUCUACCCCUUGUAGGUGGCAAGAUUGAGGAGGUGAAGAGAAGACCGUUGUGCUUGGCAUUCUGCUCGGCUGAAGCCCAGGCUCCGACUUACCACAUUAGCUUUGAUUCGCCCACAGACUAUCAGCGAUGGCACCGCCAGGCAACCAAGGUGGUAUCUCAGAGACUCAGCACUGUGGAUCUCUCGUGUCAAAGCUUGGAAGAGGUUCCGGAGCACCUCUUCUACUGCCAAGAUAUCACAUCGUUGAAUCUACGCCACAACUUCAUGCAGCUGGAGAGUCCUGGUGGGGUGAACAGCCUGUGCAGGUUCUCACAGCUGAGGGUUCUCAACCUGUCCCACAAUAAACUGGGAGAGUUCCCGUUGCAGAUUUGUGAAAUUCCUAACCUGACGGAGCUGAAUCUGUCUUGUAAUAGACUCUCCCAGCUACCCGCACAGAUUGGUCAAUUGCUCAGCCUUCAGACGUUGAUCCUGGAUGGGAACUCGCUGACCUCAGUACCUGAAGAACUGGGUUGUCUGCAGCACCUCUCCACCUUCGGCCUUUCUUUCAACGAUUUUAGCAAUAUCCCCAAGGUCUACGAGAAACUCUGCUCCGUGGAAAAGCUGUGCAUGGCCGGUAACUGCGUGGGAAUGUUGAGCCUCCAGAUGCUAAACAACAUGCCGCACUUGAAGCAUAUAGACCUGAGAAUGAAUCUUCUUCGGCAGGUCAUGGGGGGCAGCAUGGAGUGUAUAAAGCAUAUCACCUACUUUGAUGUCCGGGACAAUCGGUUGACAGAACUCGAUCUGAGCUGCUUGGGAAGUCUGGAGCAGCUCCAUUGUGAACGGAAUCAACUCAAGGAGCUGAAACUCUGUGGCUUUUCUCUGCGAGCCAUUUAUGCCAACUCCAACCGUUUGACAUCCAUGACUGUUUUUGUGGCCCCUGCUCUGCUCGCUUCUGCAGAUUUAUCGAGGAAUUGUUUGGCUGCAGUUCCAGAAUGGGUGUGUGAGUCGAAGAAGCUGGAAGCUUUGGAUCUCAGCUGGAAUCUCCUGACAGAGGUUCCAUUGAGGCUGAUGUGUAGUCAGAGUCUCCGGAAGCUGGCUGUGGGACAUAACCAGUUGAAGAGCUUGCCAAAUCCCGUGGAGAACAUUUCCCUGGACACGCUGGAUGUGCAGCACAAUUCUCUAAGCCACCUUCCCGAUGCUCUUUUCUCAAUGGCGUUAAAUCUCAGGUUCCUAAAUGCGUCUGCAAAUUUUCUGGAGACCCUUCCCUCUGCGAGUUAUGGGGAGGACACGAUCAGCCAGCUCCAAGUUCUCUAUUUGACUAAUAACCGGCUCACGGAUCAGUACGUUCCAGUACUGACUGAACACCUCAACCUCAGGAUUCUCCAUCUGGCUUUCAAUCAGCUUGAUACCUUCCCAGCAAGUAAACUCCAUAAGUUGGAACAGUUAGAGGAGCUCAAUCUCAGUGGGAAUCGCCUGAGGACCAUUCCAAGCACGGUGUCCAACUGCAAGCGACUGCACACACUGUCCGCUCACUCCAACUGCAUCACAGUGUUCCCAGAAAUCUUCAAUCUGCCGCAUAUCCAGCUGGUCGACCUGAGCUGUAACAGCUUGACGGAAAUUCUGCCCCCGGAAACUCUCCCUCCGGCCCUGCAUGAGUUGGAUUUGAAAGGGAACCAUGACCUGGCCCUCACACACCAGCUCCUUGAUAUCUUCAGUCAUAUCUCAAUAUUGAAAAUAGACCAUAAACUAUUUCCGAGCGCAGACCUGGCUGCGCCAAAUACCCCGUGGCGUCAUGGACUCGCAGAGAUGUCUGGACAGAGGAACAAACUCUGCGUAUCGUCCCUUGCCGUGGGUGACUUUGCCGAGGGAGUGGAGGCAUUGUACGGCGUAUUUGAUGGAGACCGAAAUGAGGAGGUUCCACGACUGUUGCAGUGCACUAUGGGUGAUGUACUUCUGGAAGAAAUGCAACAGUCCAGCAGUGAUCGAACCUUCAUGUGCCACACCUUUCUUGUGUCACACAGGAAGCUAGGAGUGGCAGGUCAGAAGCUGGGUUCUUCUGCCCUUCUCUGUUACAUCGGACACGGAGCAGCAGACCACAAUAGCGGUUUCUCUCUAACUGUAGCCAACGUGGGGUCAUGUAAAGCGGUACUGUGUCGGAACGGACAACCUCUGUCUCUCUCUAGAGUGUUUUGUUUGGAGCAUUGCCCUGAGGAUCUGCUAAAGAUUAAGGAACAAAAGGCAAUUAUCACAGAGGAUAACAAAGUAAACGGAGUAACCUGCUGCACUCGUAUGUUGGGUUGUACUUAUCUUCAUCCGUGGGUACGGCCCAGGCCUCAUGUCACUACAGUAGCACUUAGUGUUCAAGAUGAGCUUUUGAUUCUGGGGAAUAAAUCUUUGUGGGAGUAUGUGUCCCCUGAGGAAGCUGUAAAAGCCAUUCGCCACCUUCCCGACACACUGGCUGCUGCCAAGAAACUUUGCACUUUAGCACAAAGCUAUGGCUGCCCAGAUAACGUCGCUGCCCUGGUUGUUUUUCUUAACAUCGGAGAGGAUGCUUGCACUUGUGAAAUGCACACACUUACUUUACCUAACCCCUCUGGUUCAAACUCUACAAAAGAAUCUCCUGACUCGGCAACUCCAUCUUCCAGCAGUGGCAUUGCAUCAGAGUUCAGCAGCGAGAUGUCUGUCUCUGAGGUCAGUAGUGAGGUCGGGUCCACAGCCUCUGAUGAGCAUGCCAUGGCUGGUUUAGACUGUGGCGUCAUCCCUCGGACUGAGAGGCGCUGCAGUUUACAUCCCAUUCCAUCAGCAGGCACGUUCCAGCGGCAGCCAUCUUGUGCUACUUUCUCCAGCAACCAGUCUGACAAUGGUUUGGACAGCGAUGAUGAGCUACAAGCUGAAGGCAUCAUUACCAAUGGCAGUAGAGUAGAGGUGGAAGUGGACAUUCACUGCAGCAGACAGCAGACACCUGAGGUUCCUUGCACCAGCACUGUUCAUGGUCCAGAAGAUGACAGUGGAGGGAUCUUUGUUCAGAUUCUUCAACAAAACAGCCUAAACCAUAAAAGUUCAUCUCUUUUAAGCCAAGAAAAGGACGACAUGCCUCCAACCAUGUCUGGAUCAUGCAUGUAUAGGAAGAAGCACUCCAAUGGCUCUGUUGUGCCUCUAGAAGAAAUUCUUAACCUAAUUGAAGUUGCCUCUGAGGCCCCUAAAAGAAAGACUGGUUACUUUUCUGCACCUUCUCAGAUGGAUCCCGAUGACCAGUUUGUGGUUCCCCCUCACUUGCAGCAUGAAGUACGGGAGCAGUUGGGUGAAGUAGAACUUGCAGCCCAGGACAAAAUCAGCGGACACGAAGAGUUCGACACAGCGUUGUAACUUUCUGGGCAGGACAUUGAUUGGAUAUGGGAUGUUUAAAGAGAUUUAGACUCCUAGCAGCUACACUAACCAAUACUCUGAAUUGCACAUUUUUAGAAGCUGACCAUGUUAGUUGUAGUUUGCUAUGGUCCUUUCCAUUGACCAUGCCCCCCAUAAAGUAUAUAUAUUUUUUUGCAUUCUAAUGCACAAUGACAUUCCCUUCGCCCUACACCUGUUGUGAAUGGCAGGUUGAACAGCAAACCACUGCUUACCUCUUAAUCCUCACCCUUUUUCGAAGCCAAAUACCAUUUCAUUUUUAUUUCUUCAAGGUUUAAAUCUGAGCCACUGGAAAAAUGUGAAAUAUAUAUAUAUAAUUUGUGUAUGUUUGCAAGUCUUGUUUCUACCCUAUAAUUAUGAAGGUGCACCCACCAUAACUACAGCUUUUUCCACUUGUUGCCGGGAGUGACUCCAGAUGCGUGGUAUGGCGUGAUUUGCCCAAUGCACCGUUUUAAUGUUGAAUGUGACAAUCCCAGUCAUGUUUGUUGAGUUAAUUGUUUGUUUUUUUUCUCUAAGAGAACAAAGCCAAUUGUGAUCAAUAUUUUAUUAAUAAGGCAGCUCACCGCACUUUCAAUUUAGUUUUACAUUCUCAUCAUGUUUUAACAAAACAAAACUGCUUUCCAGCAUGCUUCCGUUCCCAACGCAAGUUCGUUUAUUUUUCUUUCACAUAUUUAUUAAUCAAUCUCUGGCUGCUUUAAUUCUGGGUACCAGAGAGGGAUCAUGGGAAACCUCAAGAGAAGUUUUGCACUUUAGGUGGACGAAUCCCACAACGAAUACAGUCAGGGAGUUGACUCCUUUAUAACUUGGACUCUGGUAGUUCAAGGAAGGGAUUUGGACCCUUUUCCAAGCAAUGUGAUCUAAACAGCCCCUUUAUUCUUAUACAGGACUAGGUAGAGGAAAAGACGUGAAAAUCCCUCUUUUUGCCCUCGCAGUUCAAUACAGCCCCCUUAGCUAAGUUAUGGUUUCAAACCAUUUUAUUUGGGUUUAAUUUGAUUGAUACGUUGUAAAACAUGUUAAUUAAAUAUUAGAAAAAUUUAGAAAAAUCAAAGUUCUGUUAAUAAAAAUAUUGUGGGCUUU